ACAAGGUAAAUUUUAACCUCGAAGAGAAUAAAAUUGCCGGAAUACUUUCAACUUUUUUUCAAUUUUUAAAUAAUAAAAUUAAUUUUAAUUGUUCGCGCACUAAUAAUUAAUAAUUAAUAAUUAAUUUGAUAAUUAAUUUACAUUAAAUUGUGCAAUAAUUUUUGUUACUAUGAAUUUAUGCAAAAUUUAUUCACCAGGUACUUGCCUGAGGAAUUAUAAAUUUAUAAGGAAUUUAUCAAUGAGCGGGCAGAGGCGGGAAAAUUCAAAAGAUUCAAAACCUAAAACGGGAAUUUUGAUGCUGAACAUGGGAGGCCCGAGUAAAGUUGAACAGGUCGGGGAAUAUUUGCUGAGGAUAAUGACUGAUCGUGAUAUGAUGCAAUUACCGAUACAGAGUAAAUUGGGACCGUGGAUUGCUAAAAGACGUACUCCGGAAGUGAUGAAGAAGUACAGCGAAAUAGGCGGAGGUUCUCCGAUAUUGAAAUGGUCGAAUUUGCAAGGGGAAUUAAUGUGCCAGGAAUUGGACAAAAUUUCACCAGAAUCUGGACCCCAUAAACAUUAUGUUGCAUUCCGUUAUGCUGAUCCACUGACUGACGUUACAUUACAACAAUUAGAAGCAGACGGGAUCGAACACACGAUUAUUUUUUCACAGUACCCACAGUACAGCUGCGCGACAUCAGGGUCAAGUUUUAAUGCAAUUUGGAAUUAUUACAAAAAUCGAGGACUUCCAAAAAAUAUGAAACUGAGUAUAAUUGAUCGGUGGCCAACGCACUCUUUGUUAGCGCGAACGUUUGCUGAGAGAAUAAAAGACCAGUUGAAGCAUUUUGAUGAAAAAAUAAAAAAAGAUGUUAUGAUACUAUUUUCUGCGCACUCGAUACCGCUGAAGAAUCUAAACCGCGGUGAUGCUUAUCCCAGUGAAGUUGCGGCGACGGUUCAUAUGGUUAUGAAUGAAUUGAAUUAUUGCAAUCCUUAUCAUCUCGUUUGGCAGUCCAAGGUCGGACCACUGCCUUGGCUCGGCCCUUUCACCGACGAGGCAAUAAGAGGCUACGUCAAACAAGGCAAGAAGCAUUUUAUCAUCGUGCCCAUAGCCUUCGUAAAUGAGCACAUCGAGACUCUACACGAGCUGGACAUCGAGUACUGCGACGAGCUCGCUCAUGAGCUAAAAAUUGAAAAAAUCCGGCGGGCGGCUGCUCCAAACGACCAUCCGCUUUUUAUCCAAGCGCUAGCGGAUAUUGUAAAAAAUCAUUUGCAUUCAAAGAGUGCGAUUUCACCAAAAUUCAUAACAAGAUGUCCGCAUUGUGUCAACACGAAUUGUCUCUCAAGUAAAACGUGGUUUUCAAAAAAUUGUCAUCUGUAAUAUAUUGUAGUAAUUUUUGAAUAAAAUUAAUUUUUUCUAUGAAAAAUUAAAAAAAAAAAUUCUUUGUUAAGGAAAUUAAAAUAAAA
Molecule: messenger RNA, 1440 nt
Organism: Microplitis demolitor
Lineage: Eukaryota; Metazoa; Arthropoda; Insecta; Hymenoptera; Braconidae
Gene: FeCH
Product: ferrochelatase, mitochondrial
Exons: 7
Coding region: 170-1354 (394 amino acids)
Biological process (GO): heme biosynthetic process
Molecular function (GO): protoporphyrin ferrochelatase activity
Source: RefSeq, a predicted model, not a curated record